Pieris rapae (cabbage white) is the source of this 509-nucleotide messenger RNA. RefSeq lists its product as uncharacterized. The transcript has 3 exons. The record is from RefSeq and is a predicted model, not a curated record. Lineage: Eukaryota; Metazoa; Arthropoda; Insecta; Lepidoptera; Pieridae. Bases 50 to 442 code for a protein of 130 amino acids.
UAGUUUAAAGUUAUCAAUUGUUGAUAUGACACGCUGUUUGUGACCGAUUAUGUUUUUAACUUAUAUAAUAAUUAAUUUAUUAAUAAUUAAUUUUAAAUAUGUAAAAUCUAACAGUGAUUUUGAUCUUUUGGAAAAUGAACGAGUUUACGACUCUGCUAGUAUUGAAACCACUGACGAGCAAGUAUAUUCAAAUGGGACUUGGCUAUGCGGUAAAUGUACGGACUUAAAUGAUACUAAAAUUAAAUAUAACGAAUCGUAUGAUAUUGACAUAAAUGGCGACAAUGCAGAUGUACAGAUCGGUGUGUCAAUCCCCGACAUGAGAUGUGUGACAGUGACAACAAAUGACACUGUAAACGUCAAGCUUGUGUCGGGAUCAUGCAGCGGUGACAGCGUCACUUUGCGUGUCUACAGUACGUCACAUUAUGAUGUUAACGUUUAUUAAAUGACUGAUUGGUUUCUUAAAAUAUUAAUGUAAAGUAAAUAUACGGUUUACGAUGUUUUUUUUAUUU